Messenger RNA from Leptosia nina, 1035 nucleotides. The record is from the annotation of a GenBank genome assembly. Lineage: Eukaryota; Metazoa; Arthropoda; Insecta; Lepidoptera; Pieridae.
AUGGAUUACAAAGACGUAAAUGCGAUAGAAAUUAAUCACUUACCGGAUGAAGUGUUAGGCCUAAUAUUUAAGUUUCUUCCUUUAGAAGAUGUCUUAGCCUGUGAAAAUGUUUGCAAAAGGUGGAAAAAAUUAUCAAAUGAUCCCAUAUUGUGGAGAAAAUUUGUUAUUGUCUUUUCUGGUAAGCCUGGACAGAGUGAAGUCAGUGCGAAAAAUUUUGAGAUCAUCUCAUCGCAUAGCACAUUUAUUUGCGCUUUAAAAAUACAGUAUGUGUACAACUAUUCAGACAUAAAAAGCAUUCUAGAGAAAUGUCUAAACUUAACAUCAUUAGAACUAGUCAUGUGCAGAAUAGGCAGUGAUUUUAAAGAUGAUAUUGAAGAAAGAAUACAUCUACAAAAGUUGAGUUUAAAAAAUUCUAUUCAACUAUCAAGUGAUGAAGAUUGGUUGCUUCCAUUUCCUAAAUUAAAGGAAUUGAAAUACUUGGCCUUAUCAGAUUUUGGUCUCUCGUCUCUGAAUUGUGACACAUUAUUAGAUUGUACCAACCUCAGUCAUAUUUACAUUGAAAAGAUAAAAGAUCUAGAUAUUGACUUUAUGAAGAAACUCAUACAAUCCAAGGAGGAAAAACUUGAAACUCUACAUGUUUAUGGUGGUGACUCUGUUGAUGAUUCUUGUCUUAAGAUGUUGGCUAAAUGCACAAGACUUAAGGACUUAGCCAUAAUUCGAUGUGAAGAGUUAACCGAUGUUGGCCUUUUGGCUUUAAUUAAUUUCAAGAGCAUAGAGCACCUACAAAUAUGGAAUAACAAUAAUUUCACAGAAAAGGGGUUACUGCAGACUUUAGGAAGUAAUACAUUGAUAACUUUAGAGAGUCUCAGUUUAUCUAGGGUCAGAAAUAUUUCUCCUAUAAUUGUAGACAUAAUUUCAGAGUACUAUAAGAAUUUAAAGUUUUUAGCUUUGUACCAAUGUCCUAGAAUCAUUAACACGGAUUAUGAAAAACAGCUUAAAUCUAAAUUUAGAAAUAUAGAUGUUGUGCUCUAUUGA